Clupea harengus (Atlantic herring) is the source of this 1435-nucleotide messenger RNA. It is a transcript of the gene ssbp1, whose product is annotated as single-stranded DNA binding protein 1. The record is from RefSeq and is a predicted model, not a curated record. Gene Ontology annotation, molecular function: single-stranded DNA binding. Lineage: Eukaryota; Metazoa; Chordata; Actinopteri; Clupeiformes; Clupeidae. Gene Ontology annotation, cellular component: mitochondrial nucleoid. Gene Ontology annotation, biological process: mitochondrial DNA replication; positive regulation of helicase activity.
UGUGGUCACCUUUUUCAAGCAAGAUUCAAGCAAGAGGAACUUUGGAAGAAAACGAAGCUAUAUCACCCGGACCAGUUUUAACGACGGACCGGAAAAAGCGUGGGGUUACAGAAGAGUUGUCCAUCGCAACUCGAAGCGUAUAAGGCUAUUUAGAAGCAGUCUGUCCUCACGCAAAAAUGUUCCGUAACGCAUCAGUACAGAUACUGAAACAGUUUGUUCGGCAUGGGACAACAGAUGCUAGCUUUAUAUUGGAGAGAUCUAUCAAUAAGGUGCAGUUGCUCGGGCGGGUGGGGCAGGACCCCGUCAUGAGACAGGUGGAGGGCCGGAACCCCGUCACCAUCUUCUCCAUGGCGACGAACGAGAUGUGGCGAUCUGGAGGAGAGGGAGUGGGCACGGGUGCAGACACAGGAGACGUCAGCCAGAAAACCACGUGGCACAGAAUCUCUGUGUUCAAGCCAGGCCUGAGGGAUGUGGCCUACCAGUACGUGAAGAAGGGGACACGGGUACUUGUGGAGGGGAAACUGGACUAUGGGGAGUAUGUGGACAAAAACAACGUCAGACGCCAGGCCACUACCAUCAUUGCAGAUAACAUUGUCUUUUUAAGUGACAAUGUGCGAGACAGACCGUAAAAUUCCUCUCUAUCUUGGACGGAAGUGAAACAACCGGAAGAGCUUUUUUUCUUGUUAUGUUAUUUUCUUAUUGUAGGAGUUUAGUGCCUGAAGUUCCAAGAUUGUGACUGACAUGCCCCCUGUGCACCAACAGGGGGCGCCAACAGACAGCACUUUGGCUUGUAAACACAUCUGCCACUGUACUAAUACAAGUACAAUUUUCGUCUGACCAUCUUUGUUUGGAUUCUAUAAACAAGUAAAUGUUUUCAAUGGUAAUUGUUCCCGUCAAGAUUCAGCCCAAACAAAUAUUAGGAAUUCCAUCCUGGUCUGACAUUAGCUGCUCCAGUGCUUCUGAAUGAUGUGAAAUGGCACUUUGUCAAAACUCUGUGGGAAAUCAAACCAAAAUGUAUAGGUUUUCUCCUAUCCUAUGUGCAAGAUGUAUCUAAAUGAGGAGACGCUGUGCUGUAAUGGUUCAUGCACGCUUUUUUCUUGCCUAGCAAUCCUCCAUUUGGACCAGGUGCUUUCUAACAGCAAAGUUCAUAGCCUAAUUAUAGACAAGUUGAAUACAACAGUGGCUAUGAUACUUUGUACUUAUGAAUCUUUCAGUUUUGUUUCUCGACCGGUGGUUUCAACACCUGGUGUGAGUUGCUUUGCAUAGUUUUGGUUUUAAGAGGUAAAUAUGGAUGUGUUCACUGGAAUAGCCAAACCAACCGUUUCUGUGAAAUCCGACUGUAUAUGGAAGAACCUCAUGUUAGGCACAGUGUCUAUAGACCAUGUUAAACCAAGUCCUUCUAUCUAUUAUGUGAAAUAUAUCCCUUUUUCAAUUA